Messenger RNA from Calidris pugnax (ruff), 3296 nucleotides. RefSeq names its product riboflavin kinase-like. Gene Ontology annotation, cellular component: mitochondrion. The transcript is spliced from 3 exons. Lineage: Eukaryota; Metazoa; Chordata; Aves; Charadriiformes; Scolopacidae. The record is from RefSeq and is a predicted model, not a curated record. Bases 409 to 696 code for a protein of 95 amino acids. Gene Ontology annotation, biological process: FMN biosynthetic process; riboflavin biosynthetic process. Gene Ontology annotation, molecular function: riboflavin kinase activity.
GAAAUGCAGUCUGACUGGGUUUAUUACAUGUCUAUUAAUUAUUACAACAGAAGACAAUGUGUAUAACUAUAAAACAUGGCAUGCAUAAGAGGUGUGAUAACUCGGGUAUUACGACAGGUACAGAAUCUUAUAAAGUUGUUUUGUAUUUUGUACUUUGUGAAAUGGCACAUUGCAUGAUUCUCCUCAUCGUCAGUGUUAUGUUUGUAAAUAGCAUGUAGGCAGAGUUUGGCUUUUAGGAGUUUGAGGAUUCUGUUAUGUCCUUGACUUACACAAAGUCACUCACACUUUACACUUUCUAAAAUUUUUGCAGCUAACUUCUCUGAGCAAGUAGUUGAAAGCUUUCCAUCAGAUAUCUCUACUGGUAUAUACUAUGGAUGGGCCUGUGUUGGAAAUGGAGAUGUGCAUAAAAUGGUUCUGAGCAUAGGAUGGAAUCCUUUCUACAAGAAUAUUAAGAAAUCAGUGGAAACGCACAUUAUCCACACCUUCAAAGAAGACUUUUACGGAGAAAUUCUUAGUAUUGUCAUAAUUGGAUAUAUUCGACCGGAAAAAAACUUUGAUUCCUUAGAGGCGCUCAUUUCAGCAAUUCAGGAAGACAUUGAAGAAGCAAAAAGACAACUAGAUUUACCAGAACAUCUUAAACUCAAAGAAGAUAACUUCUUUCAUCUGCCGGAAGGCAAAAUAGUGAACAACCACUGAGAAAAUCCAUUCUGCUUUCUCUUUUUUUUUUUUUUUUUUUCCCCCUUUAUUUCUCCUCUCUCAUGGAGCUUUUAUGUUUGCACUGCUUCUAAUAGAUACUGUGCUGUCAUAUGUCUAUUCAAGUAACUGAGAGUAGAACCAACUGAACAAGAGGAUUUCAAUUUCCUUGUGUUAAUUAAGCAUUAACCCAGUCAUGCAAAAGGAGUAGAAGGCUAGUUUAGGUCCUCACAGGUAAAUUGUGUAUCCUAAAGUUAUCAGUUGUUCAGGUAUCUGAGCACGUGUGGAACAUGACCAAAGUUCAUUGUGACCUCUUCUGACCGUAAGGUAUGGAUAGUUCACUUAAGUGGACAAUGUCUGUUUUUAACAUACAUAAUGUUAUUCCAGCCUCUUUUCCCGGUUUUAUGUCAUUCUUACAUCUGGAUUUUAGCUAGUAACUUAGAAAAUUUUGCUACUGGUUGAGUCAGAAAUUUCCUGUAGUGCAGGAAGCCAAUGAUUAGAUAACAGUAGGAAGAUUAAUUCUCUAUAGUUCUUAUUUUUUUUAUAUGCUACACAGCUGUUGUGAUUGAAGUUGUUACUCUAACUGAAACUAUUUAUUUUAAGUAUAUUUGAAAUGGAGGAGAUCACUGUUUCUCAUUGAAUUCUUUGAAUCUGAGAUACACUUCUUCAUAGUUGACUCUGCAUAUGACAAUACCUGACGUGCAUAGUUUACUUCUGAAGAAGUGUUUCUCUGAAACUUAGGAAAUGAAUGACAGUGUGAAAGUUAAUAAACUUUAAAGGUUUAGACAAAAGAUGUCUAAAAGUUUAGACACAAAAGAUGCAGAAACAGUGUAACGAGACUUCUGCUCGUUGGGCCUUAAGACAGAAGAGGCAAUAGAAGGCAAGAUUGCAUUUUAUGUGCUGCUGGUAUUUGUCUUAGGAAACUGAGGAGAAUGUUGGGAUUACUCACUACACGGGCAAUAAAAUGGCUGACUUCAAGAUUGAUGCUAUUGUAAGGCGCAGAAAAAUCUCAUCAACUGUCAGCACCAAGUGCAGGGAAGAGCCAAGGUUUUGGCUGACCAAGUAGAUCAAUACACAAAUGAAAGCUUUUGGGGAUUCUUGGAAUACUGUAUCAACACUACAGUGGCUCUUUGUUAUUUAUUACAAGUAAUUGCAGCCAGUCCUACUCUGAAAUGUAGGUAAAUGGGUAAAAUAGGUAAAUGGAGGGUGUGUUGUCAGAAAUGGUAGCAAUUUGGAAAAUCUUCUUAAAGUAUGUAGUGUGUGAUUCCAAAUCUAGUCUUUUUUCUUUUUUCCUGCUGAUAAAUUUUUCAGUCCCCUACUCAGUGGGUGGACCUAGGUAAGCUGCGUGACUUUCUCAUGUUCGUAAUCUUUUGAUGUCAGCUUGCAAUGUGGCUGGAACAGUUUCUGAAAUUCAAAAUGGUUCUGUGGAUGUGUCUCAGCUGUAGUUCUGUGUCUGAACUACCAUGUACAUUUCAGUGCGCACAAUUUCUGUAGUGCAAUUUUAUGAAUUUACUCCUUGCCUAUCCUAUUCAAAUCUUACUUUUCACUCUAGAUUUUAAGAGAGUUUUGACAAGGGGUCUGGGACUUUGUGGCGGCUGCUGUCAGGAUGUUAGUUCCACUUCAUUUUGUUGUACUUUUCAGUCAAUAUAGGAUAUUGUUAGGGAAGAGGUCUUGAGCAGAUCAAGGACUCAUGUUUGCUCUGUGGGACUUCAGGAGAAACUUGAUUUUUUUAAAUUAAUUGUUCACUAGUUCUUGUGACAGCAGAGACAGAUGGAAUACAGAAUAGGGGGAGCAGUUAUCAGCAGUUAGAUAUGCUUUUAAAGGAGAACAAACUAAUGUAGUGUUUUACUAUACAACAUGUUGGAAACUGUAUUUCUGAAAAGUCUCUAAAAGAAUUGCCUUUCAAGAGUGACAGUGGGAAUUUUUUUUUUUUACAUUUUAAAACAGAAGGAUUAGGGGAUAAUUUUUUUUCACAAAGAUUUGAGACAUUCUUGAGAUUGUAAUAAUGUCAAAAUCUUAUAUUUUACUUUUUUAAAGAAUAAACAAAAGCCGCACUAGUCAACUGAAUAUAUUUAGAUGGUUAUCCAUCAUAGUACUGUAGCUAAACACUCAUAGCCUUCUUUAAAAUUGUUUUUUGCCAGUAAUUUCAUGUGUCUGUUGUGGAAACCAUGGUGCCUUAAGCUGGUUGUCGGAAUAAUACUUUUCUGUACCUGCUAAUAAAUGCUACUAUCAAAAAUUCAGUUCAGCGUUUAGGCUAUUAAUAGACAACAGAGGCAAAGGGAAAACUUGGAAAACUGUUAGUUUGCUCUCAAAUCUUAGCUGAGAUGUGACGUAUGGAUACACUGAACUAUAAAACCUGCUUUUUGUGUGUUUGUCUUCAAAUUAAAGAAAAUGUUACUACAUUCAUUUGGCUGAGUGUAUGCAUCCAUAUUAUUUAAGAGAAAAUGUCGUAUAUCAACUGUUGAAGCUCAAAGCGUAAUUCCUAGCACAGUAUAAACUUUAUGAAGGAUUAUAUUUUUGUAUUAUGUACAAAUAACUGUAUUUAUUUCAGUUGGUGUUGCUGCACUGUACCAUUAAUAAAGGAACUGUAAUUGAGAAAGUUA